Messenger RNA from Paralichthys olivaceus (Japanese flounder), 1323 nucleotides. NCBI's taxonomy places the organism in Eukaryota, Metazoa, Chordata, Actinopteri, Pleuronectiformes, Paralichthyidae. The record is from RefSeq and is a predicted model, not a curated record.
AUGGCGACCGGUGUGGAGCGGGUGUAUUUGGAGUUGGAGCUCAUCAAUAUUGAACAACAAAUGCUUAUAUUGCGAAUGAUGAGGCGCAGGCGACAGAGAAGACGUUUGCGGAGGUGGUCCGUGCGACCACUAAACCGGUCAAGGCUGGAAACGGGUGAAUUUACAACACUKGUUCACCCACUGAGGGACCUGGAUGAACAAAUGCACUUUCGAUACUUUCGAAUGUCAACGGGGCGAUUUGACGAGCUUCUUCGCCGUAUACAGCCAUUAAUAAUGCACCAGACAAAGCACAGCAUGCCUGUUGAUGUCGCCCAGAGACUGGCAGUGACGCUGAGAAUUUUAGCCUCGGGUGGAAGCCAGCAAGCUGUGGCGGCUAGCUACAAACUGGCGUCGAGCACUGUGUCCAUCAUUUUGUCGGAGGUCUGCAAAGCAUUGUGGACAGCGCUUCAGCCCGAGUUUUUGCCAUGUCCUUCAACCAAACAAUGGGAAGCCAUGGCAGCAGAUUACUGGCGGCUGUGGAACUUCCCAAACUGCGUUGGAAGUCUCGAUGGUAAACACGUUACCAUAAAAGCGCCGCCAAAAGCAGGGAGCGACUACUUCAACUACAAAGGGGCUCACUCCAUUGUGCUGAUGGCAACAUGCGAUUCCAGAUACAAUUUCACAAUGGUGGACGUGGGAGGAUAUGGAAGAGAGAGCRAUGGUGGCAUUUUCAAAGAGAGCAAGUUUGGGUCGAUGCUGCUCGGCCACAAGCUCAACCUGCCCCCACCAGCUGAACUUCCAGGAACUGGAGUCCAGAUCCCCCAUGUCAUCGUUGCUGAUGCUGCCUUUCCCCUGCACUGCAACUUGAUGCGUCCCUUCCCAGGAGUAGGCAUGAACAUGGACAAGCAGGUCUACAACUACCGCCACUCCAGGGCCAGGCGGGUAAUUGAAAAUACAUUCAGCAUCAUGGCUGCACGGUGGCGAAUUCUUGGGAGACCAAUAGAGUUUCGGCCUGAAAAAGCUGUGGAUGUCGUCAAAGCCUGCGUGGUCCUACACAAUUACCUCACCUACACAGAUGAGGUGAGCCCCCCAGACAGCAGAUACAUCCCGCCGCAUUUUGUGGACACCGACAGUUGUGGAUCAGUGCAGCCUGGCGAGUGGAGAAAAGUGGUGGCCAAUGACCCGAACUUCGUCGAAUCUGUGGAUCCCACACUGAUGUCCAGGGCCCGCUCCACCAGAGCGGCAUUGGCUAUUCGGAGUGACCUGAUGGCUUUCUUUCAGUCACCUCAAGGAACCGUGCCAUGGCAAAAYGAGAUGGUGUCCYGGGGCACACUCAAUAAGUGA